AUUUUUUCCCGCUGCUGCAGCCCGUGCACAGUUUAUUCGCAUUCAAGGUCUAAACAAUUGAAACAAUAGCAAAAUGGCUCGUCGCGACUAUUUACAGGACAGAAGUCAGGGUAAAAUCAGCGUUGCGACUGCGGAAACCACAAAACCCAUGUCUCCACGCAGAAUCCAUCAAAACGUUCCUGUUGGAGUUUUGCAAGUGCGACGAUGACGGCAAGAAGAAAUUUGUUUAUGGCUCGCAGCUGGUGAAGCUGGCGCAUAGGGAGCAGGUCCUGAUCACCAUCGAUCUGGACGAUCUCUCGGAGUUCAAUGAAAACCUGGCCGAGGCGGUGAUCGACAACUGCCGACGCUAUGCGGGCAUCUUCAGUGAUAUGAUUGCCGAGCUGCUGCCCAGCUAAAAGCAGCAGGAGGUGCACGCCAAGAGCGUCCUGGAUGUGUACAUUGAGCAUCGCUUGAUGUUGUACGACCGCGUGCGCAAUCCCAUGGAGCAGCGCGAUGACCGCAAUAGCUUCCCGUCCGAGCUGAUGAAGCGACUGUCCACGAAGACCAUAGGCGAGGUAAAGGCCCAACACAUGGGCAAGCUGACGACUGUACGAGGCAUUGUGACGCGCUGCACGGAGGUGAAGCCCAUGAUGGUCGUGGCCACAUACAUGUGCGAUCGCUGUGAUUCCGAGACGUACCAGCCGGUGAGCUCGCUCUCCUUCGCGCCCGUCCACGAUGGUCCCUCGGACGAUUGCCGCGUGAGCAAGGCCGCCGGUCGUCUGUACUUGCAGACGGUACAAUUCGAUAAUUGGACUAAAAUAUAGUGUCACCAAAUAAUACCCAACUAAGAGAGACAGCGGUAGAGCAAUCACAUUCUGACAAAACAGCGCGACGUCCAACGUACCCGAGGAAAAAGCCGGCUUGGAAUACGCCUAUUCGGAGCGGAAAUAUGCAUAAAAGAAGGGAAGAAUAUGGGAUACUUUGGCAU
Molecule: messenger RNA, 967 nt
Organism: Drosophila miranda
Lineage: Eukaryota; Metazoa; Arthropoda; Insecta; Diptera; Drosophilidae
Product: DNA replication licensing factor Mcm7-like
Exons: 2
Coding region: 453-803 (116 amino acids)
Biological process (GO): DNA strand elongation involved in DNA replication; double-strand break repair via break-induced replication; DNA replication initiation
Cellular component (GO): MCM complex; nucleus
Molecular function (GO): ATP binding; single-stranded DNA helicase activity; single-stranded DNA binding
Source: RefSeq, a predicted model, not a curated record